AGGGGCGGGACUUGAGAACGGAGGCGGGGCCUGGAGGGAGGAGGCGGGGCCUCCGGGCAGGCGCGGCCGGAAGUGGUGGCGCGGGCGCCCAGCGUCGGCGAUGGGCACGUCCCUGGACAUUAAGAUUAAGCGGGCCAACAAGGUUUAUCAUGCCGGGGAGGUGCUCUCAGGGGUGGUGGUCGUCUCCGGGAAGGACGCGGUGCAGCACCAGGGCCUGUCCCUGACCGUGGAGGGCACCGUGAACCUCCAGCUCAGCGCCAAGAGCGUGGGCGUCUUCGAGGCCUUCUACAACUCCGUGAAGCCCAUCCAGAUCCUCAACAGCACCAUGGAGAUGGUGAAGCCGGGCAAGUUCCCCAGCGGCAAGACGGAAAUCCCCUUCGAGUUCCCCCUGCAUGCGAAGGGCGGCAAAGUCCUCUACGAGACCUACCACGGCGUGUUCGUCAGCAUCCAGUACACUCUGCGCUGUGACAUGCGGCGCUCUCUGCUGGCCAAGGACCUGACCAAGACCUGUGAGUUCAUCGUCCACUCGGCCCCGCAGAAGGGGAAGUUGACCCCGAGCCCCGUGGACUUCACCAUCACCCCUGAGACCUUACAGAACGUCAAAGAGCGCGCCCUGCUCCCCAAGUUCCUCAUCAGGGGCCACCUCAGCUCCACCAGCUGCGCCAUCACGCAGCCGCUGACGGGCGAGCUGGUGGUGGAGAGCUCGGAGGCGGCCGUGCGCAGCAUCGAGCUGCAGCUGGUGCGCGUGGAGACGUGUGGGUGCGCGGAGGGCUACGCCCGCGAUGCCACGGAGAUCCAGAACAUCCAGAUCGCGGCCGGCGACGUGUGCCGAGGCCUCCCCAUCCCCCUGCACAUGGUCUUCCCACGCCUCUUCACCUGCCCCACGCUGGAGACCACCAACUUCAAAGUGGAGUUUGAGGUGAACGUGGUGGUGCUGCUGCAGGCCGACCACCUCAUCACCGAGAACUUCCCGCUGAAGCUCUGCCGGGUGUAGCCGUGGAGCCGCGGGCAGGAGGAGGCGCCGGCGACGCCCCGAGGCACCCGGGCCAGAGGUGCAGGCUCGCCCUGGCCGGGUGGCCCGGAGGGGACAUCUCAGGACCCCGGCUUCGAGAGGGGCGAGGCGGGGCCCAGGACGUGCCCCGCGCCAUGUGGGGGCACCGGAGGGCAGCCCUGCUCCCUGGGCCUACCCCCGCAGCCCUGUAGCGUGGGGUCCCCGGGUACAGCGGUUUGUGACCGUCCCGCGAGCCCCCCUUCCUCCCCGGGACAGUCCUGAGGCCCACGCCGCGUCUGAGAACAGGAGCGAAGGGAGCGCAGAGAAGCCGGGGCCACAGCUGCGUAAUUUCUCUGUGAUUUUCUGUAUUGCCUCAUGAGUCAAUCAAUUAAACGAGUUUUCUUUUUUC
Sorex araneus (European shrew) is the source of this 1400-nucleotide messenger RNA. It is a transcript of the gene VPS26C, whose product is annotated as VPS26 endosomal protein sorting factor C. Gene Ontology annotation, cellular component: endosome. Bases 101 to 994 code for a protein of 297 amino acids. The record is from RefSeq and is a predicted model, not a curated record. The transcript has 8 exons. Gene Ontology annotation, biological process: intracellular protein transport. NCBI's taxonomy places the organism in Eukaryota, Metazoa, Chordata, Mammalia, Eulipotyphla, Soricidae.